GUUAGUCUUAAGGGGGUUGUCACCAAAGAGACAAGGGCGACAAAACAGGUUACGAUUGUGUCCUAGCUAUAUAUCUAAUCUAUAUACUGCCACAGGGGGUAGUUGCUCCAGCUUCACAAUCAUGACGGAGGUGGGGAUAUGCAAGUGCGUGAUCGCGGCACUGAUUGUCGCACUCGGGGCACCGCUGCUCCAUUAUCUGUGCUUCUUGCUGCGGAGGGUAUUUCGACGUGACCUGCCACCUGGACCGCUAGGCCUGCCCCUUCUCGGCUAUAUACCCUUCAUGACCAAGGACGGACAUCGGGACAUCGAGGCGCUCAGGCAGAAGUACGGCAACGUAUUCGGACUGCACUUCGGUUUCCGGUACGUGGUCUUCUUGUGCGACUUCACCUCCGCAAAGGAGGCCCUCUCGAACGACGCGCUGCUCGACCGGGCCCAAGAGUUCCCUCUCAACGUCCACGAGAAAUCUCAAAGCAUGAUUCUGGCCAACGGGCCCCCUUGGAGGGAACAGCGACGGUUCACGAUGAGGACGUUCAAGACACUGAUCAGUACAACGCAGACUGUCGAGACGCAUAUACACGACGAACUGUCGUACUUGGUUCGUGAGCUGGCGUCGCGCAAGGGCGAACCCGUGACCAUCAUCUCGCUGUUGACGCCCAGCACGUCCAACGUCAUAACGGCGACCGUGUUCGGCCGGAGGUUCGAGUACGGCAGCCCCGAGCGCGUCGAGCUGGACGAGCUCGCCGAGGGGAUCCCGGCGUUGGCAAACCAGAUGGCGUCUAUCAACUUCUUCCCUUGGCUGCGCAGAGUGCUCUCCAUGCUUCACAUAGGGCCAUGCGGGAGGAUCAGGAGCGCCAUGCAACGAAGGGAUGACAUCUCAGAGACCCUAAUAGGCCAUCACGAGAAAACAUAUCAGGAUGGCCUGGUUCGCGAUUACAUUGACGGUUUUCUCAGUGAGAUGAGGAGACCAGAACAAGAAAAGAAGACUUUCACGCGAGACGUGCUCAGGAGCAACGCGUCGUCCUUCUUCGGUGCCGGGAGCGAGACCGUGCGCUCCGCGAUACAGUGUCUGCUGAUGACGUGUGCCGCCAAGCCUGAGAUGCAGAACCGCAUCCGGGACGAGAUCGACGUCGUGCUGGGUCAAAGCGGUCAACGUUCUCGCGUCCUGUGGGAAGACCGCAACAGGAUGCCGUACACGCAGGCCUUCAUCUGGGAGGCGACGCGCUGUGAGCCGAUCAGCCCUUUCAGCCUCAUGCGGAGUGCCAGCGAGGACACUAAAAUAAGCGGCUACGCCAUUCCGCGAGGCAGUGUCGUGGUCACUGCGCUGAGGUGCAUUUUCCACGACGCCUCCUUCUGGAAGGACCCGGAAGUUUUCCGGCCCGAGCGCUUCUUGGUCGACGGAGGCACCCGAGCCAGCAAACCGGAAAAUCUGAUCGCCUUCUCAUACGGCAAGCGUUCGUGUCCCGGGGAGAUGAUCGCCAACAUGGAGAGGUUCAUCUUUCUUACCACCAUUCUGCAGCACUUCAUCGUCGAGGUGCCUCCCAGGGACCCGGCACUCUCUUUAGACGAGGUUCUGACCCGAUCGCUUAGGCCGCAAUCGCAGGAAUUGGUUUUCCGCGCGCGAGAAAUGCGUGGUUGAAAACACAUUGAGUAUACUUGAAUCAUAACCGUUCCGAAACUCAGCUUCAAACUCCUGAGCAUCCUCGACAACCUCUCUGCGGGGGUUUAAUAUAUUGACGCACCACAAGGAAUCGACAAGCUGAAGAUCGUCA
Dermacentor silvarum is the source of this 1769-nucleotide messenger RNA. RefSeq names its product cytochrome P450 2J4. NCBI's taxonomy places the organism in Eukaryota, Metazoa, Arthropoda, Arachnida, Ixodida, Ixodidae. The coding region runs from base 122 to 1636 and encodes 504 amino acids. Gene Ontology annotation, molecular function: heme binding; monooxygenase activity; iron ion binding. The record is from RefSeq and is a predicted model, not a curated record. The transcript is spliced from 8 exons.